AUGUCACGAUCCCAAGCUCCCAACCCUGCGGGGUCCCGCAAGAUAUCCUUCAACGUCAGCGAGCAGUAUGAUAUUCAGGACGUUGUGGGUGAAGGUGCCUAUGGUGUUGUCUGCUCUGCGAUACACAAACCCUCUGGCCAGAAGGUGGCCAUCAAGAAGAUCACCCCCUUUGACCAUUCCAUGUUCUGCCUGCGGACCCUGCGUGAGAUGAAGCUCCUGCGUUACUUCAACCACGAGAAUAUCAUUAGCAUUCUCGAUAUUCAGAAGCCCAGGAGCUAUGAGACCUUCAACGAGGUCUAUCUGAUCCAGGAACUGAUGGAGACCGACAUGCACCGUGUCAUCCGCACCCAAGACCUUUCCGACGACCACUGCCAGUACUUCAUCUACCAGACCCUGCGGGCACUCAAGGCCAUGCAUUCCGCAAACGUCCUCCAUCGAGAUCUGAAGCCUUCCAACCUACUCCUCAACGCCAACUGUGAUCUGAAAGUGUGCGACUUUGGUCUGGCUCGUUCCGCUGCUUCUCAGGAGGACAACUCGGGCUUCAUGACCGAAUACGUUGCGACACGCUGGUACAGAGCCCCAGAAAUCAUGUUGACGUUCAAGGAGUACACCAAGGCUAUCGACGUGUGGUCUGUGGGUUGUAUCCUGGCCGAGAUGCUCAGCGGCAAGCCCCUGUUCCCGGGCAAGGACUAUCACCACCAGCUCACUCUCAUCUUGGAUGUCCUCGGCACCCCCACCAUGGAGGACUACUACGGCAUCAAGUCUCGCCGAGCUCGCGAGUACAUUCGGUCGCUGCCCUUCAAGAAGAAGGUGCCCUUCAAGACCCUGUUCCCCAAGACCUCCGAGCUGGCUCUGGACCUCCUCGAGAAGCUGCUGGCGUUCAAUCCCGUGAAGCGUAUCACGGUCGAGGAGGCUCUGAAGCACCCAUACCUCGAGCCCUACCACGACCCCGAUGAUGAGCCCACCGCUCCCCCAAUUCCCGAGGAGUUCUUCGACUUCGACAAGCACAAGGAUAACCUGAGCAAGGAGCAGCUGAAGCAGCUGAUCUAUCAGGAGAUCAUGCGGUAA
This is a messenger RNA of Cryphonectria parasitica EP155, 1068 nucleotides long. RefSeq lists its product as uncharacterized. The record is from RefSeq and is a predicted model, not a curated record. Gene Ontology annotation, cellular component: nucleus; cytoplasm. Gene Ontology annotation, molecular function: ATP binding; MAP kinase activity. Lineage: Eukaryota; Fungi; Ascomycota; Sordariomycetes; Diaporthales; Cryphonectriaceae. The transcript is spliced from 4 exons. Gene Ontology annotation, biological process: intracellular signal transduction; protein phosphorylation. Bases 1 to 1068 code for a protein of 355 amino acids.